This is a messenger RNA of Gambusia affinis (western mosquitofish), 4170 nucleotides long. RefSeq names its product calcium-independent phospholipase A2-gamma-like. The transcript has 12 exons. Gene Ontology annotation, biological process: arachidonate metabolic process. Bases 1593 to 4049 code for a protein of 818 amino acids. The record is from RefSeq and is a predicted model, not a curated record. Lineage: Eukaryota; Metazoa; Chordata; Actinopteri; Cyprinodontiformes; Poeciliidae. Gene Ontology annotation, cellular component: membrane.
UCGUUCUUGAUAUGAGAAACGUAAACACUGUUUUUGGGGGGAGUUUUUUUUCUUCCAUUCGCAGACGUUUACUUGGCCAAAGUUAAGGAACUUUCUAAUAGCAUCAGCCACAUUCGGCUGCAUUAUUAAAUCGAUCGCUUCAACAGGGUCUUAGUCGAGAGGUUUUGUUAGUUAUGUUUUGUAAAGUUAGAGUGGGUUUGGCCACGGCGGCUUCAGUCAGGUUCCCCAGUUGUAUAAAUCCGACAGUGAAACUGGUGACGCCUGGGUUCUGUAGACACCAGCGGAGGAACCUCAACUCCGAAUCUGCAGGUGUCAGGGUGUUGUACGAUGGGUUGUGUCCCAUCUGCAUGACAGAGAUCCGCUUCCUCCAGUUCCUGCAAAGAAACCAACCGGGGAAAGUUCAUUUUAUUGACAUCUCUAACCCAGGCUACGACGGGGCAAAAUACAAUGAUGUCACCUAUGAGAUGGCCAUGGAGGAGAUGACUGUAAUCGAUGAGAAAGACGAGGUGCAUCGCGGCGUUUCAGCGUUUGCAGUGAUGUAUGGCGCCGUUGGACUCGGCUGGUUGGGCCGCUUUAUGAUGUGGUCACCGGUGAGGCCGUUUAUGGAUAAGUCAUACGCCAUCUUUGCAAGGAAUCGACUUAAGUGGACUGGACGGGCAGAGAAUUGCACAACAGGACGCUGUGAAAAGAAAUCAGUUGACUCCUCCUGACUUCCUUCAUGAAUAAAAUUAACAACUGUAUAUUUAUUGAUAUGAAUAUGUUGCAUAUUGUGCUGCAGGAAAAUCUUAUUAAAAUACUUCAAUGUAAGUGUGGUAAAAACUUUAUGCUUUUUCAUACAUAUACAGUACAGACCAAAAAAGUUCAUAUUGAGUGACACUAUUUUCUGUUCAACUUGUAUUCCUGGAACAAAUACGUUGGUAGAAAACAACAAGAAAAAAACAUUUAAGCAGCAAAAAAUGCCGGAUCAGUCAAAACAAUCCAAUAGAAUGUGAUGCCAUUUCCGUCAAAUUUUCUAUAUUAGCUUAUAGUGGAAAUAAGUUACAUUAAUAAGUUGGUACACUUUCAUCGUUUGCAAUUUAAAAAUUCACACUAACAAUAGUAAAAAAGGAAAGGGUUUGAAAUUGCAUAAUAGUGUGACAUUUGUUUUACAAACUAUCUUUGUCUAUUAAAACUAUUUUCGUUAUAUUGGAUUUGCAUAAACAUGACCGAGUGAGCGCUCUUUGCAGCAAACUGUCUUUGACAUAUAAUUCUCCGGUAACCUUGUCAACACAAAUAUAGGCAUUUAAGAGAAAGUAAGCAACUUAUGAAUACUCUGAAUGUACUUUAUACGCGUUGUGCUUUGGAAAACCUUCAUCUUUAUUUUCCAGGAAUGACGACAUGACUUCAUGACUUAGCUUCAUUUUAUGACAAUUGACUGAACUGGUCCAAAACUCCAGCAGUCCACAAACAGAACCGCUCCCACCCAAAGUCUGAAUCAACACAAUACAACAAAUUUUUUUCAUGCAAUUGCCACAGGUUGCAGUUGGUUAUGUUGCAACAGAGAAGAGGUGUCCACAACAAGUCUGGGAGCUGCAUACCACAUUGAGUCAAGAAUGGGUCACCCAUUUUGCCCUGUGUUAUGCUCAGGUGUCGCUAAGAGGACUUUAAUAUCAUGCAGGAAUAUGUACACAAUGAUCUGCCUCAAAAGAGACCAAUCCCUUUUUAGACUGGCACUUUGUCCAAACUCAUUCAGGCUUUAUACAUUUACUAGCAGUGCAAAGCUCUUUACAAGUAAUGCUUCAAUCUUCUUUAAAGAAAUUGUUAGGGAAGUAAGACAUCUCCGUUGUCUGUGUUUUUAUUCAUUUACUAAUAAGGAGGCAUUUAAAACCAAAGCUCCGGUUGGGAUUUUUAAUGCACCCGUGCUGAAAAGUCCUCCACUGUCCAGACACUUUAACAUUUACCUUAAAAGGAGCCAUGUUGUUGGGUUUGCUGAAAAUGGCAGUUUUAUUGUAAGAAUUCCUGAAUAUCAGUACCAGUCACAAAAGCGCAGGUUUAGUCACUGGUCAGCUGCAAAUCCAAAAAGACCGGGAGGCAGCAGCCCAGCACAGUCUUCGAAAUCCAAAGAGAAACAGAAAGAACCAGAGACUGUUGCCUCCAGUGAUGACAAGUCUGAACUGGAUUUAUUUCACAUCAGCUCUUUGGCUACCGUAUUUGGGGAGACCUUCAGUUAUGUUGCCAAACAUAUCAACUCAGCAUUCUCUUUGGAUGACACAGGUCAAAAGAACGACCUAUCAUCUGUCAGAGGAAUGCCCCGGAGGGUGAAGAAAAAGAAAAAAGUUCCAGACUCUGGUGAAAAGCCUCAAGUUAAACAACAUAAACAAGAGACAACAAUGGAACACAAACAUGACUCCAACACCUCUGAGGAAUCAUUCCCUCACACUGCGGGACACAUCAAUAAAUACUAUGGCGCCAACGAUGAUGAAGAUGAAGCUCCCAGUGACAAAGAACUUCCUGUCUCAACAAAAUCUACCUCAGAAGAUGCUAGCUUGAAUGACAGCUAUUCUCAGACAUCAACUCAUAUCAAUCAGUAUUUUAGAUCGCAAAGUGACCUUAAUACAACAGACAAAACAAAGACAGACCUGGCAUCCUUACAGAAAACAUCUUUGAUGGACGUCUUUCGCCGUCCCACUGCUGCUGCUUCAAGUUUCCUGAGGUCGAUUCUUCAGGAGCCUGAAGUCAAACCUGCUGUGGCUUCACCGGAGAUCAUAAUAAAUAAUAGGUGUGUCUUGACCCGCAGACAAGCAGAGGAGACCACACUUAGGUUAAUAUUGAGACUAGGACAAGCCUCAACUCCAGACGUUAUGGCCGCCCGCAUAGAAGUACUCAAUGAACACCUUAUCCGCUUCCCAGCAUGCAAGUCUUUUAUCUGGCAGGGGAAUUCUAUAGUCAACCUGUUGAGACUGCGGCGAACUUACAAACACCAUCAAGGACUGCAGGCCGCUAUAAGAGAAGCCUUUGCUCUGAUUGGUUAUGUGGAUCCAGUAGGAGGUCGUGGCAUCAGAGUUCUCUCCAUUGAUGGUGGAGGUACAAGAGGUGUUGUACCUCUCCAGUUACUAAAGAUACUAGAAGACGAGACCGGCAGAAAGAUUUACCAGCUGUUUGACUACAUCUGUGGAGUGAGCACAGGAGCCAUCUUAGCUUUCAUGUUGGGGCUGGCCCGUGUUUCUCUGGACGAUUGUACUGAAAUGUACCGUCAAAUUGGAACCGAGGUUUUCAAGCAAAACCCGCUGGUUGGCACCGUGAACAUGGGAUGGAGUCAUUCCUACUAUGAUACCGCAACCUGGGAGAAAAUACUACAGGAUACGCUGGGUAAUGAGCUGCUAAUUAAAUCAUCCAGAAACAAGUCCACUCCAAAGGUUUCAGCUAUCAGUGCAGUUGUGAACUGGGGCACAGGCCCUAAGGCCUUUGUGUUUCGCAACUACAGCCACAAACCAGGCUGCCCAAGUCGCUUUUCAGGAGGGUCAACCUACAAGAUGUGGGAGGCAGUGCGAGCAUCGUCAGCCGCACCUGGAUACUUCCAGGAGUUUCUUUUGCAGAAUGACAUCCACCAGGACGGAGGAAUCAUCAUGAACAAUCCCUGCACCUUGGCGGUCCACGAGAGCCGGUUAAUGUGGCCCAACACACCCUUUCAGUGCGUGCUGUCCCUUGGCACUGGACGCUAUGACGAUGUCACGAGGAGCUCUUCCACCUUCACGAGCCUUCGAACCAAUAUCAAUAACCUGAUCUUCAGCGCCACUGACACUGAAGGGGUCCACACCCUCUUGUGCGAUUUGCUGCCCCCAGAUGUCUACUUCCGCUUCAACCCCAUGAUGAAUGCUGAUGUGUCCUUGGAUGAGAAUCAUCCUGAGACACUGGAUAAGCUUGUGAGAGAUACCCAGGAGUACCUGGACACAAAUCGGUCCAAAGUGGCUAAGCUGUGUUUAGUUCUAAGCACACAGCGCUCAUCUGUGGACCAAGCCAAGGACUGGAUUUGUCAGAGAACUUGGGAAAUAAAGAAGACGCUGAUGUGAUUUGGUGAGCUGCAGCUUUUCUACAUGUCAGUUUGUGCAUUGCUCUGAAGCACAUUUACAAAUGCUACAGGAAAAUAGCAAAAGAAUGUAUGGAAUAAAUAAAAAGAAUAAAUACAAAAGA